Messenger RNA from Stylonychia lemnae, 444 nucleotides. The record is from the annotation of a GenBank genome assembly. NCBI's taxonomy places the organism in Eukaryota, Ciliophora, Spirotrichea, Sporadotrichida, Oxytrichidae.
AUGCAAGCGAGAUAUUGGCACAUAAUAGACUAAUAAAUGCUUCAAGGAAGUAUACUUGUGAGGAGUGCGACUAGCGUUUCAAGAAGAAACAUCAUCUUAAAAACCAUUGUACUGCCAAGCAUCAAGAGGACAAAGCUGAGAGGUACUUUUGCAGUAAAUGUGAUAAAAGCUUUAACAGCAAACUAUAAUUAAAGAUUCAUGCGGUGCAGCAUGAGUCGAAAUUCUGAUGCAAAAUAUGACCUCUUCACAUCUUAAGGAUCAUAUGAGAAGCUUGCAUCAGAAACUUUGAAGCUUCAAAUCUACUGCAUAAUGAGAUAUAAAGAAAAGAGAGCAUGCAAUAAGCACGAGCGCAAUCAUGAGAACUAGAAUAACUCAAUAGCGAAUUCCACCUAUGUGAACUGGGCUUUGGAAUUCAAAAAGAAAUUUGAUUCUAAUAACUAAUGA